CAGACCAUCGCGUAGUACGACAACAGCAAGAGCUCCGUCGACUACAAUCACGUCAAUUUCAGAUUAACAAAUAACCAUCUUCCUCUUUCUAAAUAAAAAGUUUCGUCAACGUAAUUGGCAAUAUUCUUCUCAUUCUCCGUUUGUGUAGUCCCCUGUGAUUCGACAUUUCUGUCACGCUCGCCGGCUAUUGUGAUUAGAGUAACUGUAAUCAGGAGUGAUAAUGAAGAUGGCAGUUCUCAGAACUUUGAUGAUCAUGUCUUUAAUUGGAACAGAGGUGUUGGGAUACCCGCCGCAAGAAAGACUCAUGCCUGGUGGAGCCAGGGGAACGCCCGUACGAACGCUUUAACUUUGGACACGUCCCGCAAAGAUCUCCGGAGAUGUCGCCGUUAAACGUUUGUGGGCUGUCAUCGCGAUGGUGCACCGGUACCUGUAGACGCUGUCGAACAUGAGGACUCAGUGGCGUCUGCAUCUAACGUAGAUGAAGAAUACGAUGACGGUGACGAUUCGGACAUAUAUAUGGAGCCGGAUGCUACAGGCACUGACCCCGAAAGUAAAGAAGAAGAAAAGGAAGAAAAAGAUGAAAAAGAAGAGAAAGAAGUAGAAAGUCUGGAGAAAGCAACGAGCGAAACACCUGCAGACAUGACAGAAGAUAAAGACGAAACGGCAGGUCCUACUACCGUGAAAACCACUUCCAGUGACCAGAAAGCAGAAAAUACCGACGAGACGACUCAAACUGAAGCAUCAGAUUUUGAGAACAAAAGUCUGGAAACAGAUAGUCAAAAUUUCUUCCCCUCGUUUGCUGAACUCUUCGCAAAUCACAGACUUUCUUUCACAGAUCAACGAUACAGACCUAAUAGGUUCCUAGGAUACUUCCAACGCGACCGUAGUGGUUACCAAGCCACUGCAACAACAGCAAAAGACGUCGGCCACCCUCUCUUAGGCUCUGGCAACUUCGGAGUCAUCCGAGGUGGCACUUACUACCCGGAAGAGAAAGAAAACGACGAGUAUUCAGCGGACGAUGCUUCCUACAAUCCUUAUUACCGUGGCCGUGCAAACUACUACAGAAAUCCAAAACCUCAACCAAUUCGUGGCGGUGACUUUUUCGCGAACUUCAGAGAUUUCGCUGACAUUACCGCGCCACCCAAGUCCAGUUUCUCUCAUCUGUCGGUUGUGUACGCCAAUCACAAUGGCAGCGCGACCGGUCGCAUAACAGAGCCGAGGAACAUCAUCGAAACGCUGAAGAUGCUAGAAGAGGAGGGACAAACGAACUCAGAGGCCAUCACCACGACAGAAGUACCGAGGAAAAAGGAGAGCAAAGGCAAGAGGAAACUGAUAAAGAUGAGGCAAUACGAAGAGGACAAAGCCAGGAGAUCUCGCAUGAGCAUGGAACCCUUACUGGCGCUCAGCUGAAUGUCCACCGGAACUCGCGUUAUGUGGUAGUGUGGACGCGGAUCUCGGGAUUUCUCCCACGCACGGAAUCUGGCCACAAGAUCAGAAUCAAAGUCUGAAAAGUGCUGUCGUAUCCUACUAUCGGAGGAACUUCUGCUGAAUAUGAAAGGGGCAACGAUAAAGCGAACGUUCACGUGUUUCGAAACGAUCGGCAAGCCACUGCAAACCAAUUUGGAUUUUUGAAUCGGUUGAAAAUGCUCCGAGCUGGGUUGAAUAGCGCGAAAACUUCCGUUCUAAUUUCCGCGUUCCAAGAUUGCAAACCUAUUUCAAUUUGAUACAACAUUUUACGGUCGGAGCGGUUGAAUCGAUUUAAAGUAGCACGUAAUUUUACGAUUUAACAGUCGUCUCGUUCUACGUGAACUGACAGCGAUAAAAAGAGUGUGCUGCUAUAUUUAAUGCUAAUUCGUAUUCGGGCAAGCUUUAGUUGAUUAAAGUAACUGAAACCUCGAAUAGCUCGGUGUCAAUUGUAUUCUGUUUGUAAAGAAUCAUUAAUUGAUCGGUGAGAAUAAUAAUUGUAUUAUUUAAUGUAUGCAAAUUAAUUGAAACUGAAUUAGCGAUUAUUAGAAUUUUCGUAAAGAGUACUGUCGUAUCUGCUGUUUCGAAAGAUUCUAAACGAUGGAGCAUUCCGAAUCGAAAUUCCUAGUCACAAAGGGAAAGUUUAUCGGUGGUUAUUGUUAUCGAUCGAUUAAUUAUUGAGCUCUUACGUUCGAGUUGUCGUCCCAGUGUCGGAAGAGCACGGCAAACUCAUUUAUCAGCGAUUCAGGGACACAUUUCAAAUUGAUCGGACGCAUUGCGCGUGCACUUUCGUUAUGCUAGAGUGAGUCUUGGCCAGACGCGUGUGACUCACAGGCAUAGACCAGCGUUAAUCUUCGUUCACAAGCUGCGUGCUUGCUGCACGCGCGAUCUUGCGUCACCGUGAUCAUUUUACGAGUGAAAAUGCGAGACUCGAGGUGUGCGUUAUCGAAGGGUGCGUAUUCGUUCUAGCGGAGAAAAAUCGCAGAGCAUCCAUUCGCGUUCCAAUGUUGUAAAUAAAUUAUACAGCUCUGUCUCUGGCGUUUUCUUUAGUGUUUUAACUAAAGCGGAACCGGAUAAACAGUUCCACCUUCAUUCGAUAAACAUGCAUUCGUUCGUGGACCUCAUUUCUGUUUCUAGCUAGUAGACGUAAACGUAAGAUCCGUCGUAGAUAAGUAUGUAUUCUUCUUUCAAGUGCAGAAUCUCUCGGUGCGUUUCAUCAAUUUCACAAAGACUGUCAACCUCUCCUUUUAAUUUUUAUCGGCUCGACGUGGCAUUGUUCAUUUUAUUCAUGUAAAUUAAACUUAUAUGUACUCACGGACUCUUCCACUUGUGUUCAGCUUAAUGCGCAAGCGAUUAUCGCACGAAUAUACCCUGAAAUUUUUUGAAAAUUCUUCAUUCUUCGAGAAAGUCUAAAACACGAUCAGAUCUUCGAUGAAAGACACGACAGAGGCUCGUAUUACGUUUCAGAACAGGAAAAACUGAUACGACUUCCUCGUUAGAGAGCUCGGUUUAUUGUUGUUACAGUUGUUGUUGGUUGUUUUAAGCGUUGCAAGUAACGAGUAAAAGCAUCUUCGAAGAUUGUGUCUCACACUGUUCUCUCCACUACAAGAGACACGAUUGAAUAUCGAAAUAAAGUUAUUUUUCCAUAAACCACGAUAAUACGAAAACCUACGAUCUUUACCUACGAAUUCUAAGUAACACAUCGUCACUGGAGGUAAGUAAAUUAUAUUUCACAUACAUAAACAUCCAUUGAAAAAUUAAGUACUUUUGAAAGUAACGAUCAUUAUAUUUUCUGCAGAGAAUACAAGUAUGCAUAAAUACCAAUUACUUGAUUACAAGUCGUUACAGUACAAAACUUCUCAGUUACAAAUACACUUAACGUAUACACUUCUAUCCACUACGUCAUAAAAAAUUCUAAUCGAUACGCUUUUUCAUCAUAGCGAUCAAAUUUCCAAUACCACUGUGAAUGUCUGCGUAAGUGGCACAUUUGUACAUCCAAGCCGGAGUACUGAAGACAUUAUGCUUUUUAUCUCUAGUGACGCCUUUUACGUCUUUCAUUUCCACUUUGGCACCCAUAUUUUUAGCUUGUUCAAUAGCAUUCGCGUGUGGCCACUCUUCUGGUGGUGCUAGAUAUAUAAUUGUUUAUUAACGCUGUGAGCAAUUAUAACAUUCGAACAACAUUAUCCGAAGAAUUUGUUGUAAAGAUUUUUAUAUAAAUUCUAUACACGUUACUUUAAUAUUUUUUAUAGAACAUAAACAAUUUACUUACUGGUUAAUUAAUAGAGACAGAUACAUAUAUAUUUAAAUAUAAAUCAUUUCUUAACCACUGCAAUCUACUAUAAUAUUUUUACAUUUUAUUAAAUCUCUAGAUAGUUUACAAUGACUUUAUGUCGUCGCAUAAGUUCGUACCGUUUAUUUUUCUACUAUAUAUAAAAUCAUAUUUCAUUAAAUAUAAAAUUCUUAUAAUUUUACGACCUAUCUCUUUCAAACACCUUCUACCAAGCUGAAGCAUAAAGGUUUAGUCACCCAAGUCUUCGUAUGACGCUGUGAUUACAAAACGUAACACGAGAAGUAUAAUUUAGUAUAAACAUACCAUGACACAAACUUAUGAGACAACCUAAUAAUAAACCUCUCUAUUAGCUGUAGCAGGCAUAAAAAUGAAAAUAUUUCAUACACGUUUCAUGAAAUACAUUACAAAAUAUAAAUAAUAGAUAAAAAUUUGUAUGAAGUUAAGUAGUUUAAAUGGGGUCUACUAUUUGGUUAAGAAAUUCUACGAUUACUUUAAGUAAAAGCACAUUCUAACAGACAUAGUUGUAACAUUUUAUAUAACAUGCUGUAUAUUUAUAGAUAUAGAACAGUGGAUAAAAUAUUUUCUGGCAACUCACAUUCUUUCCCAAGUGUAAUUUUAACGCCUUGUAGCACUCUUGCUACAAGAACACUUGAAAUACAAAUUGCUCCAAUUGGUUUCUUAUCACAAGAGAAAUCUUCGAUAACUUUCUCUAUCUCAGGAUGUACUGUGCAAUCGGCACCUUUUGUAGCAAAAUUGCUCCUUCAGAAAAUACACAGAACAUAAAAAUACAUAUGUUAUUAUCGCGUAGAAGCGAAACGUACUCGUUUAUUUUUCACGAUUGAGAAAUAUAUUAGAAGAAAAGAUAAUUUAAUUGCAACAGCUAAGUGUUAAGUAAGAGGUCUUUUUCAAAGUUAUAUUUUAUGCAACUUUAAGUGCACUAAUAUUUUUUUAAAUAGGCCUAUACAUUUUUUACAUGGCGUACUAAUUAAGGUCCUAAUUUUAUGUAAUUAUUCUUGUAGAAUAAUCUCUACAGUAGACCUCUAAUACAAUGAAAUAUUUAUAAUUAGGUGAAAACAAAAUUUCAAUUAUGUUAUUCGCGUAAUUCAAUGACAUUCUGUAAUUCACAUAGAUAUAUUAACGUCCAUAGGCAUGAUUUUGAUCAUUUCUUAGUACAUGUUGUUCAGUAUGUCAUUUUUCAUUCAUAGUUGUUCGAUUUUUUAAAUUUGUAUAUUCUCGCACAUUUAUAGGUUUUUUCCGUACCAGCACUGUCUCUAUUUACUACCUUAUUAUAUGUUACCACAAGUCAUCAUUAGACUCCAGAUUUUUGCCCACUUACGGAGAACUUGAAAGUUGCACAAAAUAUUAAUAAUAUAAACAAAUAUAGAAAAUAUAUAAAUAUCUAAUGUGCCUUUUAUAUUUUCUUAAGAAAAGCUAUUAUAUUUUCUAUUGUAAUUAUAUUUUUUUAAUUAUAUUCUCGAAAAUCUUAUUUUACGUGCAUUUUCAAAGUCUGAUUAUUAGAUUACCUUUGACUUGGCAAUAGAAACAUGCUGUUCCUGCCAACAAAAUCUAUAACCUCGAAAUCUUAAAAAAUAUAUAGUUAACACCUCGCGUUUCUGUCUUGGUCAUAUUGAAACACGUGUAAAUCACAAGUGAAAACAAUCAAUUUAUAUCUAAAUUGUUUGUGUGCUAACAUAUGAUGUGAAGAGAAUUGAAUAUUCGUAUAGCAACGUAUUUAUAUAGGAGAUUCUAUCAUAAUAAAAGGAACUAUAAAAUAAACAUAAAAUCGAAUUUAAUACAGAAUUUUCUAACGCUCUUUUUCGUUGAAUUU
Molecule: messenger RNA, 5582 nt
Organism: Nomia melanderi (Alkali bee)
Lineage: Eukaryota; Metazoa; Arthropoda; Insecta; Hymenoptera; Halictidae
Source: RefSeq, a predicted model, not a curated record